Molecule: messenger RNA, 1463 nt
Organism: Metopolophium dirhodum (rose-grain aphid)
Lineage: Eukaryota; Metazoa; Arthropoda; Insecta; Hemiptera; Aphididae
Exons: 4
Coding region: 153-737 (194 amino acids)
Source: RefSeq, a predicted model, not a curated record
UAGAUACCCCACUCUAGAUCAAGAUUAACGACAACUAUGGACAUAAAAUUAUAAAAAAAACAAUAUAUUGUAUUGUGCGUUCAUUUGUAUUUAAAAAACCAUAUAGUGCACUCGCAACGUAAAUAUUUAAUUGUUUUAAUAUUUAUUUCAAAAUGAGUGCUGAAAAUUAUUUGACAAGGCUUGAAGCAAACUGUUUGUUAGCUGAACCAGAGCAAACUCCUCCCCCAGAAAUAUCAAAUUUUUAUUGGAAAAAUGAUUAUGAAGAAAAGUAUAAGGUUUUUAUUCCCACACCAAAUCGCUACGUUUAUUAUAAUUUAGAAGAAUACGUAGGAGACAUAAAAAUCGGCCAAAUCGAUGGAGGCGGAUGGCAAUGGGUGAGCAAAUGUGUAUUGCUGUCUCUUACGGAUACGUACCCUGAAGAUCAACCGUUUAUUAAGCACAUGGAGUAUUUGAUCGCUAAUUUGAACACAUGGAACCAAACUAACAAUCAAUCGGUAAAUAAAGAUCUGAAUAGAUCCUAUAGACUGACCAAGUACUUCGUGGAACAUAUUAUAAACGUUCGACAGCAAUUAAGAGGGAGACAUGCAGUAUUUAAAGGUGAAAUAACGGUGCAUCCUGACAAUGAUGCGGCAAAUGUAAUUCAUGCGAUGAAUAUUGGAUUCGAAUUAGCAGCAGAACGUUUUGCCAAUGAUCGAAAUCAUGGAGUUUAUGCUUAUGGACAAGGUCAUGGACAAUGAUGCUGUGCAUAGAAAGCUUAAUAUGGAACAUGUUUAUAGUUCCAUUAUAAUAUUACCUAUAAGAAAUAAGAAAUUUUAGCAGAUUUAAUAUCAAGCUUAUGAUUUACAUAACUUUGCACGAUUAUUUCCACUAAAACUUUAACAAAAGGCACUUAUUUUAUAAAUAUUUUAAUCUACCUAUAUAUCAUUACAUAUACAGUGUUGUAAAAAUUUUAUUUAAAGUAUGAAAACAAUUUACUGGUAUCGAAUAUUUUUAUUUUAAAUUAUUUAAAUUUUAUUUAAAACCUUGGUAUUGGAUUUUUAAUUUUUAAUUUUUUAAUUUUAUAAAUAAUAAAUAUUGAAUUUAAAAUAUCAUAGGUAUAUCUAAAAUAGUAUAAUCAAUAUUAUAUUAUAAAUAAUUUGUCUUAAAAAUUAGUUUUAUUUGCAUUGAAAAUGACAGCGUAACACCAUAUGACUAUAAACAUACUCAUAUUAUAUUCUUCUAUAUAUCAGUCAAUUUUAUAGUAGGUAAAUACGAAUGUAAACUAAUUAUACAUUAUAUUAUACAAUAUAUAUAUUAUAUGGAAUUAAAAUAUUGUAGAUAUAAUUAUUAUCAAAACAAUAUUCUCAUUAAAAAAUAAAUAAUAUCUAUAAAAUUAUCAAGUUUUUAUAUAUCUCUUUUAUGUUGUAUGCAUGACUUAUGAUCCAAAAUUGUAUAUGCGUAUAUAAAAUAUUUAAAAUAUUUUC